Messenger RNA from Cordyceps fumosorosea ARSEF 2679, 594 nucleotides. RefSeq lists its product as hypothetical. NCBI's taxonomy places the organism in Eukaryota, Fungi, Ascomycota, Sordariomycetes, Hypocreales, Cordycipitaceae. The transcript has a single exon. The coding region runs from base 1 to 594 and encodes 197 amino acids. The record is from RefSeq and is a predicted model, not a curated record.
AUGGCCGCCGCAGGCGCCCACGUCCACUGCGGCCCCUACGAUGCCAUCGCGGACACGGCGUCCCCGGGCCUUCUCUUCCUGCGCCGCCUGCUGCCGGCCCUCGACUCCCUCGGCCCCUUUGACGACGACGCCCGCCACCACCGCGACGCCGGCGCCGGCCCGCAGCAGGAGCAGAAGCAGCCGCCCUCUGACCUCAUCGACCUCCUCGCCCCAGGCGCCACCUUUGUCAUGAACGGCGGCCCAGCGCUGCCCGCCGUGGACGUCCUCCAGAUGCUGCCCAAGCGCGCCGCGCGCCUCACCCGCUUCCACCACGACGUCCGCAUGGCCUGGGACGUCGCCGCCCGCGACGGCUCCGGCCGCCGUACCGUCAUGUACGAGUCCAGCAGCCUCUCGACCUUUCGCGCCGACCCCGAGGCCGUCGAGGUCCGCGUCGCCGAGUUCAACGUCGUCGAGCUCGUCCCUGUCGUCGCCGACGAGGACACCGGUCGCACGGAACUCAGGGCCCUCCAGCUGCGCGCGUUUCUCGACGGCGGGCCGGUGACGUCAAGGGCACAGAUGAUUGCGGUCGAGGAGGAGGAUCGAGAUUCGAGAUGA